Molecule: messenger RNA, 1122 nt
Organism: Epinephelus lanceolatus (giant grouper)
Lineage: Eukaryota; Metazoa; Chordata; Actinopteri; Perciformes; Serranidae
Gene: sbspon
Product: somatomedin B and thrombospondin type 1 domain containing
Source: RefSeq, a predicted model, not a curated record
CAUGGGAGUGUGAUCAGAGCUGGAAUGGGUUGGUCUGUACUGUAGGUUGCUCUGCAGACCUGUUUCUGGAGGGAAGCAGAGGGGCUGGACACAGGAGACGGACACAGGAAUUCCAGGUCACAAGGGCUCCUGUGGCAGAGCACAGCCUCGGCUGGGCUGGUAUUCCAACCUCUCCCUCUCACGGUCAUGAGUGUGACGGACGUAGAGUAGAACCACGGAGGAACAGAUAUUAAGAAACAGAAAGUGGUGUGGUGUAUUCUAGGGAAACUAAGAGACUUUACCUCAAGGGUCUGGACCGACCCCUCAUGAUGGGAUCCUCUGUGGAGUUUGCCUGCUUGCUGCUGGUGGUAUCCACUCUGGGAAAGAACCACUUGGUGUCUGCGGGUUGUUCAGGGAAAUGCUGCCGGGGCAGAGACUUGAGCUGUCUGACCACCGACUGGAGGAUGGACCGUGUGUUCGGGACAUGCUUCUGCGAUGAGGGUUGCGUCAGGACCAAGGACUGCUGCUUCGACUAUUUCAAAGAGUGCCCAGCUCAGGACUGCGCUGUGAGCGACUGGAGCUUUUGGAGCGGCUGUGCCAAGCCCUGUCAGCCUUCAGUGCGAGUCCGUGUCCGUCACGUAGAGCAGCAGCCCAGUCACAGCGGAGAGCCCUGCCCCAGCCUGGAGCAACGGAGCGGCUGCAGGGAGUACAGAGACCACCAGGGCCGACACUGUGGACUCAACUCAGGUCCUGCCUUCAUCACCAGCAUGGAGUUUGGCAAGGGAAGGCCCAAACAUGACAACUAUGGAAACCCCCUGCAGCCUGGGUUCUGUGUGGAAUUCACACUGGAGUCCCGGACGCCCCACUGUACAGUGCAGAACCGGCCACACACACACUGGAUGCGCUACAUUACAGAGGGCUUUAAAGUGUGUGUGGCGUGUGAACCUCCUGCCAUGCGAAACAACAGUGGCAGCUGCCAAGGAGAUGGUCAGGAAUCAGACAAAGAAACUCUGCUCCACUGGCAGGCGGUGGGGAACCAUCAGUGCAGCGGGACGUGGAAGAAGAUCCAGAAAACCCAGCAGUGCGACUGUCCGCCACAACACAGCUUCAUCUUCAUCUGAUCCAAACAAAGCACCCACAGAA